AUGAACGUCAACAAGAAAUUCGGCCGCUUCAAGCAAUGGGCCGGCGAGAAAAUGGGCGGCGAGGCCCGCACCGGCACCUCAGAGGAGUUCAGGGCGCUCGAAAUGGAGAUGGAGCUGCGUCACGAGGGCAUGGAUAAAAUGCAAAAGGCCAUGGCCGUCUACGUCAAGUCCAUUUCAAAGCGCGCAGAGGGCGCCGACAAGGAGAAGCAGCUCCCCGGCGGCCACCUGGGCUCCUCCAUGGUGACCCACGGCGAAGAUUUUGAGCCCGACUCCGAGUUCGGCAACUGCUUGUCUUCUCUGGGUCGUGCCAAUGAGCGUCUUGCUCGCGUGCAGGAGACGUAUGCACAGGGCGCUACGUCAACCUGGUUGGAAGGUCUUGACCGCGGCCUCAUUCAGAUGAAAGAGUACCAGAAUGCGCGCAAGAAGCUCGAAACCCGCCGCCUGGCCUACGACACCUCCCUCGCCAAGAUGCAGAAGUCAAAGAAGGAAGAUUUCCGCAUGGAAGAGGAGCUUCGUGCGCAAAAGGCCAAAUACGAGGAGACCAGCGAGGACGUCUUCCGCCGGAUGCAGGACAUCAAGGAGGCCGAGGUCGAUCUGGUGCAGGACCUCUCGGCUUUCCUCGAGGCAGAGCUAAGCUACUACGACCGCUGCCGCGAGAUCUUGACCAGCGUCAAGAGGGAAUGGCCUGUCAGAGAGACGGCCCCCGCUCGUACUACGCGCUCGCGCUCGAACACAGCCCACGGAUACGCCGAACGCUUCAAUCCGGUCGAGGAGGAGCCUGAGCCAUCACCUCCACGCAUGACCAUUCCCAAAUUGGCUUCUCGCAGCCGUUCGCCAGCGCCCGAGAUGGCCGGCUCGCCCGGAGGCUAUGCUCUGCGUCCCGCGAUUAGCCGAACCUCCACACACGACGGCUACUCGAACGCGCGUGACGACUCUCCCGCUCGACGAUUGACUCGUGUCCCGACCGACUCUUCCGCAAUCUCCAGUCGAAACAAUUUGCGCCCCGUCCGUCAGCAAAAUGCAUUUGCUGACGAUUACGAGGACGACGAUUACACUGGCUCGGGCAGCAGCUACAGGCGCGACAGAUCACCGCCCAGCCCUGACUUAUCUUCUCAGGGUAGUGGUAGCGUCAUGUCGCGAGCAGCGAGCUGGACAGCUGCAGAUGGCGGUGCCGCGCCCGGCGGGAAGAGGGCACCCCCACCACCUCCCUCAAGGGCGAAGAAGCCACCACCACCUCCACCUCCGAUGAAGCGAAGUGCGUUGAGUGAAUCCACAGUGACACGAUACUAG
Molecule: messenger RNA, 1290 nt
Organism: Ascochyta rabiei
Lineage: Eukaryota; Fungi; Ascomycota; Dothideomycetes; Pleosporales; Didymellaceae
Exons: 5
Coding region: 1-1290 (429 amino acids)
Cellular component (GO): cytoplasm
Molecular function (GO): protein binding
Source: RefSeq, a predicted model, not a curated record